Coccinella septempunctata (seven-spotted ladybird) is the source of this 1324-nucleotide messenger RNA. RefSeq names its product Krueppel-like factor 7. The transcript has 7 exons. The record is from RefSeq and is a predicted model, not a curated record. Gene Ontology annotation, biological process: regulation of transcription by RNA polymerase II. Lineage: Eukaryota; Metazoa; Arthropoda; Insecta; Coleoptera; Coccinellidae. The coding region runs from base 514 to 1224 and encodes 236 amino acids. Gene Ontology annotation, molecular function: RNA polymerase II cis-regulatory region sequence-specific DNA binding; DNA-binding transcription factor activity, RNA polymerase II-specific.
UCAGCGACUAGCCCGAAAGCAGCAGAACCUGCGUCAGUACGGUUCUAACGUGCUUUACGUUAGCGUGACGCCGCCGCCGGUCGUGCUCUACGUCGUCUCUCGCCCCCCAGUCGAUAAGCGCCGCGAUGCGGACCUAGUGUAGAUUGUUUUCAUUAUUAUUAUUAGACGUCGCUGACGUUCCCGAUGACGCGCGCCGACGCUGCAGCUUCGAUGGCCAGAUGAUAAGGACGCCGCCGAUUCGUUCACGCUUCAAUGCCAGUUUUUCAAGCCAGUUUCUAACGUUAGAUUUGCAAUACUCGUUCGUUUAUAGGUGCCAGUCGUCUUCGAGAUUCGGGAGACAUAAAGAUUCGUGUAGAUGCCUGUGAAACCGUUGAUGGCGCCCCCUCAGCACAAUCCAAGAAGUGUUAUAUAUCGGUUUAUUUAGCUAACGCGGUGUUAUCUGGACCAGUCCGGAUUCAAUAUCAACCUCGUAUCUGCUGUUUUCAUUUCUGGAACGUCCACAGAAACAUUUUCAUGGUUUUCAUGGACGAUUGUGCUUUGGAUGCCAACAAAUGGCCUGGAGCUCCAAGACCAGGGGUUCCAACAUCUCCAACAGCCCCAGAGGCAGAAGGACCGCCCGUUCAGAUGGAACCCGUAGAUCUCAGUGUAAAAACGCCAGUAGUACUCCAAGUACCUAAAUUUCCUCCGCAGAGGUUGAGGAAUCCUCCGCCUUCCACCAAAAUACAUCAACCACCAGAUAUUCCUAUGUGCAAUGUGAUAACAACGCAAGAUUUGAGGUUACCCAUAACAGACGCCGCGUCGACAGCUGCUCUUUUAGCCCUCCAGAGGAUAAAAGACUCUUCCUUGACGAUAUCUAGACUGCCAACGCUAGACGCGGCCUACGCGAAGGGUGGCAACAACAUUGUAAACAAUAACAACAACAACGAGGUACCUAGGAACGCACCCGAAACGUCGGUAAGAAGAAGAAAGGUGCACAGAUGCGACGUAGCGGGCUGCCACAAGGUCUACACCAAAAGUUCCCAUCUCAAGGCGCACAAAAGAACGCACACGGGAGAAAAACCCUACCAAUGUUCUUGGGACGGAUGCACAUGGAAAUUCGCCAGAUCGGACGAGUUGACCAGACACUACCGGAAGCACACGGGACAGAAGCCUUUCAGUUGUAACCUGUGCCAGAGGUCUUUCAGCAGGUCUGACCAUCUAUCGCUGCACAUGAAGAGACACUGAGGUGCAAGACCGCAAUCGGCGUAGCAUAAGGUUGUAAAAAGGCCCUCAAGACGAUGCUGAAACUCCCACAUAACUUGACGUGAACCAGCCUCCCUUAAAU